Molecule: messenger RNA, 2622 nt
Organism: Neospora caninum
Lineage: Eukaryota; Apicomplexa; Conoidasida; Eucoccidiorida; Sarcocystidae
Exons: 11
Coding region: 1-2622 (873 amino acids)
Cellular component (GO): mitochondrial small ribosomal subunit
Molecular function (GO): structural constituent of ribosome
Source: RefSeq, a predicted model, not a curated record
AUGGUGAACCGCCUUCGAGGCUCGGCGCUUCGCCUCUCGCGUCGGGGGAAGGCGCAAAACCGCCUGGCUCCAGUGCUUUCUCUUUCUUCCCGGCCAAUCGCUUCUCCCCCUCCACCGCACGACGCGAGCGGCAGGUGGAGGGCUGGCGAUCCCGUCAAACGCUGUUCUCUCCACGAAUCGAGAACCCGACUCUGCGGCGCGUCUUCUCGACAGUUUUUUCCCUUUCCUCUUCCAUCGCAACUCCCCGCCUUCUCGCCGCGCCACGCGGAGUCCGCGCGCUCCUCUUCCCUUACUUUCUCGUCUUCCUUUUCUUCGUCCUGCGUCUUUCUACGAGGCUUCCCCACCUCCCUCUCCAGUCCCGCCCCUGUGCGGCUGUCGAGCGGACACGGGAACCCCGCUCGCGGCGUCGCCGCUCUCGCCUCUCCAGUGAUUCGCCGCGUCUGCGUGCACUCCUCGCCGGCGUCUUCUGCGUCCUCUGCUCGGCGCGCCUUCUCCUCGCGCUCGGACUUCGAUGUCCCCGCGCGCUCUUCUCGCACGACGGCGACCGACGCAGAGAAAAGGCGCGUCGCCGCUCCCCUUUCUUCUCUGCAUGCGGAGAGCGAGGCUUCAGCGCCUGCCGACGGCGAGCCUUCGCGCGCGAGCACGGGGCUGCAUGCAGAGAAGGCGGGAAGAAAGCGGAACCUCCCGGACCACUUCCCGGUCCUCCUCUCCAGUCUCCCGUUCGAUCCCGCAAACGUCAGCCGUGCGGCGGCACUCGCCCUCUCCGGCUCCGGACCCAACGGCCUCGAAAAAAAACCAGACAGGCCUGUGCAACAACCUUUUCUCUUCCUUGACCCCGUCGGAGUCUGCAUGCCCGUUUUGGAGCACUGCAGCCGAUUCGAGAGACGAAGCGGAAGAGACACACGAGAAGAGCGAGAAGAGGAGGAAGCAGACAGAGACGAGAGAGAAGAAAGAGGAGAGAGAGAGGACGUCGGCGGCAUUGGUGUUGAAGACGUCGGUCGUUUCAGACUGUUCGACAGACACCGACUCGUCGAACUGCUUCCAGAGGGCCUUGCAGGUGAACUUUCUCGUGAUGUCGAGAUGAUUCCGUCGGCGACGAGUCCCAUCGGCGUGAUGCUGCGCAAGGCGACGCUGGAGCUGCAGAUGCAACUGGAACAUUAUGCGCGAGUGCACGACUCCAGGGCUUUCACUCGCGUGGCCCGACGUGCGCGGGAACGCACAUUGUCGAGCGAAGGCAACUGCGGAGAAGAAAGGUGGCCCGGAAAAAGCGCGAAAAAAACGCGAGGCGAUGCAGACAGAGACGCGCGAGAGAACAAGGGAGAGAACAAGGGAGAGAACAAGAGAGAGAACAAGGGAGAGAACAAGGGAGAGAACAAGGGAGAGAACAAGAGAGAGAACAAGGGAGAGAACAAGAGAGAGAAUAAGGGGGAACGUGAAGGCGAUCGAGACGUGCGUGAGGCGGUUCUGCGCGAAGAGAGUUCGACAACGCGGGGGCCAGAAGACGCGUGGAGAGGGCGUCUCUCUCAAUUGCGAGAAGACGACUUCAGUGUCGAUGCGGUGCAACGAGGUUUCCUUCUGGACGGCCACCGAGGCGUCGGCAAGAGCUGCGUGCUGAACUACUUGGUCCCCUGGGCUCGCGAGAACAACUGGCUAGUCGUCUACGAGCCGCUGCCUUCGCGAUAUGCGCGCGAAAUCGGAGACAUCAAGAGGUCUUCCGCCGGGGUGUACAUACAGUCGACGUUCUCUCAAGAAUUUUUGGAGCGUCUCGGGCGAUUCAACAGGCGCCUCCUGGAGGAGCUGCCUGUGACUCGGCGCUGUUACGGCCAGGCUGCACUCGACGGGGUUCACCGGCUGUAUGCGGAGCGCAGCUACCAUGGUUUGUUGGAGAAGGCGAUUGAGAAGGAUCUGGACGAGAUUCGUCAACAGCGAGACGAAGAGAGACAAAGGAAACACAAGACGUCUCCUCACGCCUCCGUCAAGGAUGAAGGCCUCCUCGACAGCCAGCUGCGCGAUGAGAUUCUUCUUGCCCGCGAGCGCUUGAAGCUGUGGCACGCGUACCGCCGAGAAGUUUCGAUUCCUUCCAUCAAGGCGCGGCUUCCAAAUCCAGCUUCGCUGUGGGAAAUUGCCGAGUUUGGACUGCAGAAUGAGGCUUUCGCUACCCAGGCGCUGUACGAAGUCUGGGAGCAGCUGAAGAAACAAACACUGGUGAACGUCCUCAUCGCAGUCGACGAAUGGAACGAGUGCUUCCCCGUCAGCGAGUACGUCUCCAUGCGGUACGAAGGCACGCGAUACAACGGCUACAUCCCUGCCUUCCAUCUCUCCACGCCGCGGCUUCUAUCGCGCUUCGACGACGCCCAACAAUUCCAACGAGGCCUGCGGAUCUGCGCGACUUCUUGGCGACGGUCGAACCGCAGAGACUACCGGCCUGAGCUCCUGGGCGUACGAGAAGAAGAGAUUCGAACUGUGCGCAAUUUCUCUCCCCUCGAGUUCGCCAACUUUGUCGCGUAUUACCACAAGAAGAAAAUUCUCCACGAGUUCCCUCGGGAGAAGCUGGAGUACUUCUACAUGCUCUCUGGCGGGAACGGCUUUCAAGCGCGGCGCCUCUUGGCUUCUCUGUACUAG